Messenger RNA from Coccomyxa subellipsoidea C-169, 608 nucleotides. RefSeq lists its product as hypothetical. The transcript is spliced from 3 exons. The coding region runs from base 12 to 260 and encodes 82 amino acids. The record is from RefSeq and is a predicted model, not a curated record. NCBI's taxonomy places the organism in Eukaryota, Viridiplantae, Chlorophyta, Trebouxiophyceae, Coccomyxaceae.
GCGCUUCCGACAUGCGCCUUAAGGAGGACAUACACGCAAAGCUGCAGACGGGGGAAGACUACGGCGCAGAGCGGCUGGCGUUUGUGGCAGACACAGAUCCUGCCGAACACCUCAACCCCGGCCGCCAUGGGGAGUGGACGACUGCCUCUGGGCAGGGACCCCCCGCUGGCCCCACCUGGGGGGUCACCUCCAUUCCCCCCGGCGUAGAUGCCAACGACCCACAAGUGCGCAACAUCAUGCGCCAGCAGCAGCUGCGCUGACAUUUGCUGCUUGCACGCGCCUGUGUCUGGGCGCUCGCAUGCAGUAUGUCUGGACUUUGGAAGUCCAGACAUACCUUGACAUAGACAAGGUAUCUACCAACGGGGCUGUCUUGGUUGGGGCAGCCUUGCCUGGCUGGCGGUCAGCAUCCAUCAGAUCAAAGCUGUGACCAAUGAGAUGCUGCGCCUGAUCUGACGUGGUCCCAAGUGAAGAGUUUGUGAAGCAGUUUGACGGCAAAAUUAAUCUGCUGGAUGGUCCUGCAUCAAGGUAGAUGCAGCUAUUACGCACGACUUCAUCGAUGCUGCAAGAUGAUGCCUUGUUUGUGUAAACGAAUACGUAACAGAGGAAUC